AGCAACGGGACCCACUUCAGUUAUGAGAACACUAUCAGCGGGGAUGUGGACCCUCAUGAUGGCCUCGAAAGUCAUGAGAAGAGCAUCCACCUGCACUUCUCCUGUGACUAUGCUCUGACCCAGGCACUGUCUAUGGAUGUUGGCAUCAAACCUGUAGCGAGCAUUGUGAACAAGAGACAUCCAUCUGGUCUGGGCCAUUAUCAUUUGAGGAUGAUACCCUACCGGGACCCUGGCUUCCACUUCCCUUUGACCAGAAGCAGAAAUUUAGAAAUGGAAAUAGAUGAGAGGUUAUACAUUGAGGUUCAGACGCAGGGAAUUGAUGAGCGGCAGAUCUCCACUAUCCUGGACUCUUGCUGGGCAACGCCUGUUAAUGAUCCCAGCUACCCUGUGCGCUGGGAUCUGAUCACCACACAGUGUCCUAAUCCAGCAGAUGGCACAGUAGAGCUGCUUCAGAACGGCGUCUCCACCGUAGCCCGUUUCUCAUUCAGGAUGUUCACCUUUACCAACUUUUCAUCUAUCUACCUGCACUGCCAAGUCCACCUGUGUCUUUUGAGACACAAUUACUGCACAGCUCAUUGCUACCCAGGUUACCAUGCAAGAGUGGUGAGGGAUAUUUCCUACCAUGACAGUGAAGGCAUUUCAUUGGGACCGCUUGUAUUGAACACAGAUCACACGACAGGGAAGGCAAGAAGCUGGAAAAUGGGCUCUCUUUUCAUCGUUUCCCCUCCUGGAGGCAACGGGAGGAGAGGAGUCCUUCUGCAGAGCAGUCCAACCCCUGUUAACAGCUGGACUGUACAGAGUAUGAGUGGCGUAGUACUCCUGAGGAUGAACGACUGCUGUGAAUACCCCCUGAAUCUGGCCCUGUCUAUGGCUGUGGGCAUCAACCCCAUAGAAAGAGGUUUAAUGCCAAGAACUCUUGAAAGCCAAAUCACAAUGGAGAAGACACCGAGCUACUUUGUGACAAAAGAGACACCACACCGGAUUUCUACCAUGUCCCAAGACACCAAGCUCAUAGAGGUGGUGCGAGACCCCGUCACUCGAGCAAUAUCGGACUACACUCAGACGUUAUCCAAAACGCCGGACCUGCCGAGCUUCCAGGACCUGGCCUUCAGGAAUCAGAGCCUGGGAAUCGCUGACAUGUCCUGGAACGCCAUUUGGAUUGGCUUGUAUGCUUUGCACCUUGAAAACUGGCUCCACUACUUCCUACUUACUACUCAAAAAGUUACAUAUUAUUAA
Molecule: messenger RNA, 1236 nt
Organism: Haplochromis burtoni (Burton's mouthbrooder)
Lineage: Eukaryota; Metazoa; Chordata; Actinopteri; Cichliformes; Cichlidae
Product: pancreatic secretory granule membrane major glycoprotein GP2-like
Exons: 7
Molecular function (GO): sulfotransferase activity
Source: RefSeq, a predicted model, not a curated record